Molecule: messenger RNA, 3943 nt
Organism: Acanthopagrus latus (yellowfin seabream)
Lineage: Eukaryota; Metazoa; Chordata; Actinopteri; Spariformes; Sparidae
Product: NLR family CARD domain-containing protein 3-like
Exons: 9
Coding region: 178-3039 (953 amino acids)
Molecular function (GO): metal ion binding; protein binding
Source: RefSeq, a predicted model, not a curated record
GGAGAGAGGAACGUGAAAGUGAAAGUGUUCGGUCAGCUGUUCACUCGAUUUUGAGUCGACGGAGCAGAAAACAGGAGACAAACUGCAGUCUGAGGAGACAAACUGCAGUCUGAGGAGACAAACUACAGUCUGAGGAGACAAACUACAGUCUGAGGCUGACUGACUUCAGACCAGAAGAUGAGUGUUCCUGUGGAGAAAGAGGAGGACAGAUCAGAGUUUCCAGGAUCCAGCCGUGAGUCUCUGAAGAGUGAUCAGUCCAAACAUGCUCCUCCAAAGUUCAGUAAUGAACCUGGACCCUCAGACACAAAACUGACUUCAGACCAGAAGAUGAGCGUUUGUGUGGAGGAGGAGAAGGACAGAUCAGAGUCUCCAGGAUCCAGCUGUGUGUCUCUGAAGAGUGAUCAGUCCAAACAUGCUCCUCCAAAGUUCAGUAAUGAACCUGGACCCUCAGACACAAAGAAGAGGAGUCAUGUCUCUGAGAAGAAGCAGCCAUCCUGCUGUGUUCGGUGUCAGGACGUCCUGAAGGAUCUGGUCUCUACCAGCUGUGGACACUGGUUCUGCAGACAGUGCAUCACCUCAGACUGGGACCAGACCUGUCCCCAGUGUGGAAAGAGAUCCAGAACAACAGCUGGACUAUGGACAGACAGUCAGAGCCCAACUGUACAAAUGAAUGUUGAUCUGCAGGAAGUUUUAGUUGAACAUAAGAUCAGUCUGAGGAGGAGAUGUGAACGUGUGAAUGAAGGAUGUCAAGAAACAGGAGGUGAUGGAACAGGAAGUGAUGGAACAGGGCGUGAUGAAACAGGAAGUGAUGAAACUGGAACCCUCCUCAACAGGAUCUACACUGAGCUCUACAUCACAGAGGGACAGAGUGAAGAGGUUAAUACCCAACAUGAGGUGAGGCAGCUAGAGACAGCUUCCAAGAAGACGACCUUCAGUGAAACUCCAAUCAGGUGCUGCGACAUCUUUAAAGCCUCACCUGACCAACAGAGACGCAUCAGAGUGGUUCUGACCAACGGCGUCGCUGGAGUUGGAAAAACCUUCUCGGUGCAGAAGUUCACUCUGGACUGGGCAGAGGGCUCCGAAAACCAAGAUGUCAGUCUGCUGGUUCUGCUGUCGUUCAGGGAGCUGAACCUGAUCAGAGAUGAGCAGUACAGUCUUCUCAGGCUGCUCCAUGUUUUCCAUCCAACAUUACAGAAGGUGACAGCAGAGAAGCUCGCUGUCUGUAAACUUCUCUUCAUCUUUGACGGCCUGGAUGAAAGCAGACUUUCACUGGAUUUCAACAACCAUGAGGUCGUGUCUGAUGUCACACAGGAGUCAUCAGUCAGCGUGCUGCUGACAAACCUCAUCCAGGGGAAGCUGCUUCCCUUGGCUCUCAUCUGGAUCACUUCCAGACCUGCAGCGGCCAAUCAGAUCCCUCCUUCAUGUGUCGACAGGGUAACAGAAGUACGAGGCUUCACUGACGUCCAGAAGGAGGAGUACUUCAGGAGGAGAUUCAGUGAUGAAGAACUGUCCAGCAGAAUCAUCUCACACAUCAAGACCUCCAGGAGCCUCCACAUCAUGUGUCUGAUCCCAGUCUUCUGCUGGAUCACUGCUACAGUUCUGGACCACAUGUUGACUACAGACCAGAGAGGAGAGCUGCCCAAGACCCUGACUGACAUGUACUCACACUUCCUGCUGGUUCAGACAAAGAGGAAAAGGAAGAAGUACAAUGAAGGACGUGAAACGAGUCCACAGGAGCUGACGGAGGCUGACAGGGAAGUUCUUCUGAAGCUGGGGAGGCUGGCAGCUGAACAGCUGGAGGAAGGAAACAUCAUCUUCUACCAAGAAGACCUGGAGCGCUGUGGUCUUAAUGUCACAGAGGCCUUGGUGUACUCAGGAGUUUGUACAGAGAUCUUCAGAAGAGAGAGUGUGAUCUUCCAGAAAACAGUCUACUGCUUUGUUCAUCUGAGCGUUCAGGAGUUUCUGGCUGCAUUCUACAUGAUCCACUGUCAGACCAACAGAAACUCAAAGGUCCUGGGGGACUUCCUGAAAGGACAGAGUGCCUCAUCCCUGGAUGACCUUCUCAGCAGAGCCAUGGAGAAAUCCCUCAAAAGUACAAAUGGUCACCUGGACCUGUUUGUUCGCUUCCUUCAUGGCCUCUCUCUGGAGUCCAACCAGAGACUCUUAGCAGGCCUGCUGGGUCAGAUAGACAACAGUCCAGAAAUCAUCCAGAGAGCCAUCAACAACCUGAAGGAGAUGAAGAGUUAUAAGAUCUCUCCUGACAGAAGCAUCAACAUCUUCCACUGUCUGACAGAGAUGAAUGACCACUCAGUCCAUCAGGAGAUCCAAGAGUUCCUGAAGUCAGAGAAGAGAUCAGAGAAGAAACUCUCUGGGAUCCACUGCUCAGCUCUGGCCUACAUGCUGCAGAUGUCAGAGGAGGUUCUGGAUGAGUUGCACACAGAGAAGUACAACACAUCAUGGGAAGGAAAACAGAGACUGAUUCCAGCUGUGAGGAACUGCAGAAAGGCUCGAUUUAUCAACUGUGGACUCUCAGAGACUCACUGUGAAGUUGUGGCCUCAGCUCUGAAGUCCAGCCCCUCCUAUCUGACAGAGCUGGACCUGAGUCGCAACAACCUGCAGGAUUCAGGAGUGAAGCUGCUGUCGGCUGGACUGCAGAGUCCAAACUGUAGACUGGAGACUCUGAGAUUGAGGGACUGCAGUUUGUCAGAGAUCAGCUGCGCUUCUCUGGCCUCAGCUCUGAAGUCCAACCCCUCCUGUCUCAGAGAGCUGGACCUGAACUACAACAAGCUGCAGGAUUCAGGAGUGAAGCUGCUGUGUGAUUUUCUGCAGAGCCCACACUGUAGACUGGUGAUUCUGAGAUUGGAGGGCUGCAGUCUGUCAGAGAUCAGCUGUGAUUCUCUGGCCUCAGCUCUGAAGUCCAACCCCUCCCAUCUGAGAGAGCUGGACCUGAGUGAAAACAAGCUGCAGUAUUCAGGAGUGAAGCUCCUCUCUGAUCUGAAGGAGAGUCCACAAUGUAGACUGGAGACUUUGAGAGUCUGAUUGAUGAGGAAGGUUGAGGUGUUGAGAGGAUCAGCUGUGUCCUGAUGAUCCAGUGAUACAGAAGUAGCAUCAUCAGCUGGUGGGUGGAGAGGCUCUGACCAGGUAGAGAGGAGAACUUCAUCCAUUAGUGACUGAGCUCCACUGUCACACACAAUGUCCAGUCCACCAUCCAGCUCCAUGAUUUGGGGCCCCAGGUUCAUAGUUCCAGUAACUGCCCUUCCUACUGUCCACUGAAAAUAACAUGAACAGAAACAACUUCAUCCAGUCCAAAUAUAGAUUUAGAAGUGUGCACAAUAAAAACACAGUAACAUAAAUCGUACUUAUUAUUGCCUCAACAAAUAUUUAUUUAACAAUAUAUUUUAAUGAACCGUUUUUAUGCACUACAGUGAAACUUCACCAGCUGCUUGUCACUUUUGUAGCUUCAGGGGAAAAAAUAGCUGUCACAUUGACAGUUUAAGUUUACUGAGCAUGUAAAAAUAUGGGGUUUGAGCCAUGAAUUACCUUAAUUAUUCGUUCAUUUUUUUUAUCUUUCAUCUACACUUUUUCAUCUUAAAAUAUUUAAACUUCAUUGGCCAAAUUCAAAAAGGUAUCUAUAAUAUUGGGGAAGGCAUGCUGAGCCCUCUGAUUAAUAAGCAGGUAUAUGAAGGAAAUGUUUAGACAGCAGUGGAACAUUAAUGUGUAAAAUACACUAAUGUGAAAUAGACUUUAAAUCUUUUGUCAGAUAUUAGAUUAUUAGAUUCACAGAUAUUGUGAAUUGUAUAUUUUCUCAGGGGGGAAAAAAAAAAAAUUUCAGUGCUAUUCUGACAAUCUUGUGGAGUUUUUUUUUUAUCAUCUUCACCUUUUGUAAAUGUUUGCACUGCUUGCACUUUUGUGAAAACACUUUAAUAAAUCUACUGUUCUUAUA